GCCGUUUCCUGGUGGCCUGGCGGCGGCGCGGGGGACGAUGCGGCGCAGGUCCCGGCUGCUCCUCUGCUUCGCCUUCCUCUGGGUUCUGGGCAUCGCUUACUACAUGUACUCGGGCGGCAGCGCCGCGCUGGCCGGCGGCGGCGGCGGCAGGAAGGAGGACCCAAAUGACAUCGAUGCCAAAAGGAAAGACUUGCAUGUCAAUGAUGGUGAGGACAAAGCACAAAGUGUGGAGACAUUGCCUCCAGGCAAAGUUCGGUGGCAAGACUUUGAUCAAGAUGCUUAUGUUAGCGCUACCAUGGUGCGAUCUGGUCAGGAUCCAUAUGCUCGCAAUAAGUUCAAUCAGGUAGAAAGUGACAAACUACGAAUGGACCGAAACAUUCCUGACACGAGACAUGAUCAGUGUCAACGGAAACAAUGGCGGAUAGAUUUGCCAGCCACUAGUGUGGUGAUCACCUUUCAUAAUGAGGCAAGAUCUGCUUUACUUCGAACUGUUGUCAGUGUCCUUAAAAAAAGCCCAUCACAUCUUAUUAAGGAAAUCAUACUAGUGGAUGACUACAGUAAUGAUCCUGAUGAUGGUGCUCUAUUGGGAAAAAUUGAAAAAGUGCGAGUUCUUCGAAAUGAUCGCCGAGAAGGCUUGAUGCGCUCCCGGGUCAGAGGGGCAGAUGCAGCACAAGCAAAAGUACUUACUUUCCUGGAUAGUCACUGUGAAUGCAAUGAACACUGGCUGGAGCCACUUUUGGAAAGAGUAGCUGAGGACAAGACCAGAGUUGUGUCUCCUAUUAUCGAUGUAAUUAAUAUGGACAACUUCCAGUACGUGGGGGCGUCAGCUGAUUUAAAAGGCGGCUUUGACUGGAACCUGGUAUUCAAAUGGGAUUACAUGACACCAGAGCAAAGAAGAGCACGGCAAGGAAACCCAGUUGCUCCCAUAAAGACACCCAUGAUAGCUGGUGGGUUAUUUGUGAUGGACAAAUCCUAUUUUGAAGAACUGGGGAAGUAUGACAUGAUGAUGGAUGUUUGGGGUGGAGAAAACUUAGAGAUCUCGUUCCGAGUUUGGCAAUGUGGUGGGAGCCUAGAAAUCAUCCCUUGCAGCAGAGUGGGUCACGUAUUCCGCAAGCAACAUCCGUAUACAUUUCCUGGUGGGAGUGGUACUGUAUUUGCAAGAAAUACACGCAGGGCAGCGGAAGUCUGGAUGGAUGAGUACAAGAAUUUCUAUUACGCAGCAGUGCCUUCAGCCAGGAAUGUACCUUAUGGAAAUAUUCAAAGCCGAAUGGAACUCAGAAAAAGACUUAGCUGCAAACCCUUUAAGUGGUAUCUUGAAAAUGUUUAUCCUGAGUUACGGGUACCUGAUCAUCAAGAUAUAGCUUUUGGGGCUUUGCAGCAGGGUACCAAUUGCCUUGAUACUUUGGGCCAUUUUGCAGAUGGUGUUGUUGGAGUUUACGAAUGUCAUAAUGCCGGAGGAAACCAGGAAUGGGCCUUAACAAAGGACAAGUCAGUGAAACACAUGGAUUUGUGCCUUACUGUUGUGGACAGAGCACCUGGUUCACUAAUAAAACUUCAGGGCUGCAGGGAAAAUGACAGCAGACAGAAAUGGGAACAAAUUGAAAGCAACUCUAAACUGAGGCACGUUGGCAGCAACCUCUGUCUAGACAGCCGAAAUGCCAAAAAUGGUGGUCUCACUGUUGAGAUCUGCAGUCCUUCUUUAUCACAACAGUGGAAAUUCACACUUAAUCUGCAGCAGUAGAACUUACAAGCAAAAUGCUGUUUCAACUCAUAGACAUCGGGCAAAGUUUUGAUUGAAUUACUGAUGUAUUUCUUAAAACUUUCCACGGAACUUAUAUACCUCAGUAUUCCAUCUUUAUCUGAAAGUAGGAGAGUGCUGAAGCGGACACCAGGGAACAGGUGGACUUGGAGCACUGCAAAGAUUUCACUGAACGUGGCCUCAGCACGGCUCCUUCUUGGUGUGAAGACUUUAACAGUUCCUUUCUGUCUUCAGUUACAUACUUGCACAGCAGAUAACUAACUCUAGGAACAACUGAUGUACGAUAGAAAAAGGAUCUUGAAAAACGCCUGUGGGGAACAGGG
Messenger RNA from Lagopus leucura (white-tailed ptarmigan), 2082 nucleotides. RefSeq names its product polypeptide N-acetylgalactosaminyltransferase 2 (gene GALNT2). The record is from RefSeq and is a predicted model, not a curated record. Gene Ontology annotation, cellular component: Golgi apparatus. The transcript has 16 exons. Bases 38 to 1741 code for a protein of 567 amino acids. Lineage: Eukaryota; Metazoa; Chordata; Aves; Galliformes; Phasianidae.